AUGGCACCAGAGAUAAUAGAAGCCCCGCUGAUUCCAGUUCGCCCGCUGAAGAGAAGAUCCGAUGAAGGCUACAAUUCGGAUCAUUCUGGGGCAGAUUCUAGCGACUUCCCAAAGUCCGCGAAAAUCAGAAAAGUUGAUCUUGGAGAAGCAGCGACGAAAGAAGAGAUUGAUAGAGAAGGAGACAUUUUCAAGAACAAGUAUCAUGUGAGAAAAGUCUUUUACAAUUCGGCCAACGGGGUUAUUUAUACAGGGUACCGAAAAUCCGACAUGACGGAGGUGUGCAUCAAACAAGUUCCCAAAUCGCGCGUGACAAAUUUCGGCAACCUUGGCGGCCGUCGUUUUCCCCUCGAAUUCGUCAUGCAUGUCAACGCUGCCAAAGCUUCUUCAGGAGUUGUCAAGAUCUUCGACUGGUUCGAGCGAAAAACCAGCUUUGUCUUGGUGAUGGAAAGGCCAAAGAAUUCAGUUGAUUUGUUCGACCUUUCUGCUAAAUAUGGAUCGCUAAAGGAAGACCCAGCGAAAAUCAUCUUCCAUCAGAUCGUGAGAAUCUGCAAGGAUAUAUCCCUCUCCUCCGUCUUCCACCGGGACAUCAAAGACGAAAACAUCCUUGUCGACACGGAAACCCUCGAAGUCAAACUCAUCGAUUUCGGCUGCGCCACCGAGUUCGACAAGAAUCGGGUCUACUCCUCCGUCUCCGGAACACCAGAAUUCUUCCCGCCAGAAGUUUUCAAAGAAAACAGCUACCGGGCCGAGCCAAGUACAGUCUGGAGCCUUGGAACGCUUCUUCAUGUCUUGGUUUUUGGAGACAUUCCGUUUUACAACACAGAAGACAUCGUCGAAAACAAAAUUUCAUCAAAGGUAAGAAAACAGCGCUAG
Oikopleura dioica is the source of this 873-nucleotide messenger RNA. Lineage: Eukaryota; Metazoa; Chordata; Appendicularia; Copelata; Oikopleuridae. The record is from the annotation of a GenBank genome assembly.